GAUUACUGAUACUGAUACUAUCAAAACCAAAUUAUUUUGAUGCUAUGACUCAAUCUUGGAAGUAACAAAAAUAUUAGUUUUUGAUCAGAAUGCGAUUGGAUUGUAAUUUGGUACAAUCAAAUAGCAUCAUCAUUUUUGAACGUGUGGGCUUUGCUUGAUUUCUAUGACAGGAAAAAUAAAUGAGUUUUUGAUAUCUGUUAAGAGUUUCCAGACGGAUGAAAAAACCUACAAAUCAGAAAAAGUAAUAUCAAAGUGGCAUCUAGGUUAUCUAAUUUUCUUUUCAAUACCAAAGGUAAAGUAGACAUGAUGGAGAAUUCUGGACUUUAUAAGCUCGAGUGUCCGGAGUGUAAUAGUGUUUAUGUGGGACAAUGUGGCCGAAAUUUCUCAAAAAGGUUUCUGUAUAUAGAACUUUAGUGACUUGUGUGAUGUUGAAGUAAUUCAUAUUAUUCUUAAGAAAUGUAAUCAAAUUGGAAAUAACGAACUGACCGAAGUGAAACUUUUUCGAAUAUUGAGGUUUUGUUUGCCCAAGAUGCCAGCCCUGUAUACGCAAAUUAUUCUACAAGAAUUAACGUAUUCAUAUUUAUCAUAUACAUUUUAAGUAAGCAACUUUUUGCUUAAACAAUACUGAUUAAAGAACACGUAAAGGUUGGAUCAUUGAACAUUGAAAGCUGAUUUUCAACGAACAGUAAACAAUGAAUUUGAUAAGUGUAGUUCGGUUUUUUAUUCAGAUGACCCUCGUUGCGGUGAUCCAUGGUAUUGCCUUCCUUGCCAAAAAUAAAUACAAUUCGACAUUACAAGUGUCAACAAAAAAUGGGGUAGUUCAAGGAAAGCAAGUAUACUCGGAUCAUGGAUCAUCCUACAUUGGGUAUUACGGUAUACCGUAUGCUGCUCCUCCAGUGAAAUCCUUGAGAUUCAAAGCCCCACAACCAGUACAACGAUGGACAGGGGUCUUAGACGUAACAAAAAUGCAAUCUGGAUGUGUAGAGACGCAACUCAGAUUCAUUGGCGAUCUUUUCCAAACACAUGGUACUGAAGACUGUUUAUAUAUCAAUGUUUACACACCUAUCAGGAAGGAUUCUGGGCCGAUCAUAGCCUUGGAUGAGCCAGGUACCCAAGCUGGAGUGACCCUAUUUUGGGUAUUUAGGUCCUUGAGUGCGCUCAGACAGCUUUCCACUAGUUUUCUCAGUACGGAAGACGAAGCCUCUUACGGCAACUAUGGUCUGAAGGAUCAAUUCGCAGCUCUUGAAUGGGUUAAUUUGAAUAUCGAAAAUUUUGGAGGCGAUAGCAAAAAAGUAACAAUGGCCGGACAUAGUUCCGGGAGUGCGAGCGCUCUAUACCAAAUGAUUUACCCAAAAAGUUGGGGACUGUACUGUGGUGUUAUAGGAUUGAGCGGAGAGAUGAGCGGUGAGCUUAGUACUCAGAAAUAUCCCAGAAGAACAGCAUUCGAUAUCGGAUCGUAUCUUGGAAUCAGAACUAACAAUUCAACCGAACUGAUUGAGAGAUUACGAGAAGUUGAACUGGAUAAUCUGAAAAAAGCUCAAAAUAGAGCGUUUCUUGCGGCUCUUCCUAAUAUUCUUGAAGAUGGAUUACCUUUCACUCCUAUCAUAGAAAAAAACCAUGAGCAUGCUUUCCUAACAAAAAACAAGAUGGAUAUUCUGAAAAGCGGGUCUUUUGCAAAGGUACCACUGUUAACUGGUAUGACUUCAAAUGAAAUUGCUUUUCUUGGAGAGGCAAUACCCUUCCUGCGAUUUCUUUUUCUGCUGUACGAAUGGAGUCCCUCGAUAUUUCCCAAUCAACUGAAUGUAACAACUGAGUCAGGAAAACGAAUAUUUGCACACGAAGUGAGAAAGAAAUAUUUCAAAUACAAUAGCUUUGUUAAAGCUACCAGCGAUGAGGUUGCACAGGAGCGGCACAUAUUGAAGAUUUGGCUUAUAUCUGGAAGUCCCAUUAUUUGGAAUUAACAGCACAGGACGAUGAAAUGAGGAAAAGAAUGACCAAAAUUUGGUCCAAUUUUGCGAGAUAUGGGAAUCCAACACCCACAGUUGAUCCACUACUGCAGAAUAUCACCUGGCCUCAAUUGCCGAAAACGGAAGACAUUCCCUACUUGAGAAUUGACGUUAACCUCAGCAUUAGGAAAAAUUAUCGAUCAGAAUUUGUUAACUUUUUGAAUGAGUUAGCCAGAAAUUAGAAGUGAAUGUUAAUAUUAAGAAAUAUAUGGUAUUCAACAAUUUUGUUAAUUGUCAUCAUAUAAUCAGCAUACAAGAGUAUAACUCGAUGGAAAAUUCAGAUCCAAGUAAUAGUGUCUGAUUCAUUCUUGAGAGCGAUGUAGAAAUAAUUAGGUGUUACAAAAUAUGGAACAAAUUUUCCGAGAAAUUUGUAUUAUCAAUUGUGGAUGAUUUGUUACUUCACGCUUUUCACAAUAAAUCAGACCAAGAAUCAGGAGUC
This is a messenger RNA of Leptinotarsa decemlineata (Colorado potato beetle), 2445 nucleotides long. RefSeq names its product carboxylic ester hydrolase. NCBI's taxonomy places the organism in Eukaryota, Metazoa, Arthropoda, Insecta, Coleoptera, Chrysomelidae. The record is from RefSeq and is a predicted model, not a curated record.